Messenger RNA from Haliotis rubra (blacklip abalone), 504 nucleotides. Its product is annotated as 60S ribosomal protein L35-like. NCBI's taxonomy places the organism in Eukaryota, Metazoa, Mollusca, Gastropoda, Lepetellida, Haliotidae. Gene Ontology annotation, cellular component: ribosome; cytosolic large ribosomal subunit. Bases 77 to 448 code for a protein of 123 amino acids. The transcript is spliced from 4 exons. Gene Ontology annotation, molecular function: structural constituent of ribosome; mRNA binding. The record is from RefSeq and is a predicted model, not a curated record. Gene Ontology annotation, biological process: maturation of LSU-rRNA from tricistronic rRNA transcript (SSU-rRNA, 5.8S rRNA, LSU-rRNA); translation.
UCUAUAACGACAUUGUACCGGAAGUCGAUGUUUUCAGAACCUCGUUCCGGCCUUUACUAUUCUGACAUCUUCCAACAUGGCCAAGGUAAAGGCUAAGGAACUUCGCGGCAAGAAGAAGGAAGAUCUUACCAAGCAGCUCCAGGAUCUGCAAGAGGAACUUGCUGGUCUUCGUGUUGCCAAGGUUACAGGAGGAGCUGCCUCAAAGUUGGCUAAGAUAUGCUCUGUGAGGAAAUCUAUCGCUCGAGUCCUGACAGUCAUUAAUCAGACACAGAAGGAGAACCUAAGGAAAUUCUACAAGACAAAGCGCUUCAAGCCCAAGGAUCUCCGUCCCAAGAAGACGAGAGCAAUGAGGCGUGCACUCUCCAAGUUUGAACGCUCUAUCAAGACAAAGAAGGAACAGAAGAAAGAGCGCCUGUACCCUACACGAAAGUACGCAGUCAAAGCUUAAAUGUCUAUUUGUGGGGAAUAAAAAAAGUAAAAAAAAAAUGUUUUCUGUCAUUUAUC